Plutella xylostella (diamondback moth) is the source of this 3107-nucleotide messenger RNA. NCBI's taxonomy places the organism in Eukaryota, Metazoa, Arthropoda, Insecta, Lepidoptera, Plutellidae. The record is from RefSeq and is a predicted model, not a curated record.
UACUGUUAAGAUUCCGUCAGCACAAAUACGUUCUUACUGGAGACAUAGAAAAAAUGUAUAGGCAAAUAAUGUGUCAUCCGGAUGAUAGGAAUCUUCAAAUGAUACUAUGGAGAGAAGACGAAUCGCUACCAAUUAAAAUGCUAAAGUUAAACACUGUGACAUACGGUUUUGCUAGCGCCAGUUACUUAAGUACAAGGUGUUUGUGGCAGCUUGGAGAAGAGUGCUCCGAUGACUUAGUCAAAACAAUUAUUCAGCAUGAUUUUCUUGUAGAUGAUUUAAUUACGGGUGCAGAUACUGAGGAACAGCUACUAUACAUAUUAGAGUCAGUAUCAGAAGCUUUAAGCAAAGGAUGUUUUCCUCUUCGAAAAUUCAGAUCAAACAACCCGUCUAUCUUUAAAUCUGCAAAUCUAGAUUUACAAAAAAAUCUCACUCUAAGUGAUUCAACUAGUGCUCUUGGCUUAGGGUGGAACCCUUCAUGUGAUAAUCUAUAUUUUCCAGUCAACAGUCAAGAUAGCAAUGAUAGCGACAAAAUAGUGACUAAGAGACUAAUAUUGUCUCAGUCACUUAAAAUAUUUGAUGUACUAGGCAUUCUCUGUCCAUUUACUAUUCAAUCAAAAAUUUUAAUUCAAAAAUUGUGGAUACUAAAGCUUGACUGGAAUGAUCCAGUACCCAACGAACUUAAAAAAGAAUGGGAAAAAAUUAGGAAUGGUCUAUUGUAUCUUCAACAAAUAUCAGUCCCUCGACUUUCAUUAAUAGACUCCCCUGUUCAAAUUGAGCUGCACUCCUUUAGUGACGCCUCCAUGCUAGCUUAUGGAGCAUGUGUUUACUUACGAUCAGUGAAUGUCAGUGGGCAAGUAGUUGUUCGCUUGCUCUGUGCAAAGUCUAGAGUCUCACCAAUAAAGCAAUCCACAAUUCCGCGACUUGAGCUUUGUGGUGCUCUUCUAGCUGCAAGAUUAUGCCAAGCGGUCGUUGAAUCGCUACGAUUAUCCUUCACCAGGCUUGUUCAUUGGUGCGACUCCACAGUAGUCUUAGGAUGGCUCAAAACGAGUCCGACCAGUCUUAAAACCUUUGCCGCCAAUAGAGUAGCUGAAAUAAUAGAGAUUACUCAAUCUGAUGCCUGGCGUCAUGUUCCUACCGAUUCAAAUCCCGCGGAUCAUGUUUCAAGAGGGGUUUCUGCUAAGCAGCUGCAGAACUUGGAUCAGUGGUGGACAGGUCCAAGUUUUUUAACAGAGGCAGAAUCACAAUGGCCUCAACUCAAAAUUCCAAUCAAGACAGAAUUACCUGAAUUAAAAUCGCAUGCUGUCAUUACAUCUGAUCCACCCGUAGUUGAUUUUGAACGAUUUUCAAAAUAUAGGCGUUUGGUACGUUCCUUUGCCUACGUUUUACGAUUUAUACAUAAUAUAAAUAAAUCCAACUCCAAACUUUCCGGUGAUCUUAGCUUAGAAGAAUUAGAUAAGUCCUAUUUUGAACUUAUUAAAUUAUGUCAAAGUCAAAGCUUUCCAACGGAAAUUAAUUCACUAAUGAAAAAACGGCCAUUAAGUUCAAGAAAUCGAAUCAUAAAUCUAAAUCCAUUCCUAGAUGAGAACGGCAUUCUAAGAGUAGGUGGUAGAUUGAAUCUUUCAACUUACGAAAACGAUAAAAAAAACCCGAUUCUGAUUUGUGCAAAACAUCAUUUCUGCAAAUUAAUUUUUGAACACAAGCAUAAUCAAGAAUUAAUGCAUGCUGGUCCUCAAGCGCUACUGUACGCAGUUAGGGAAAACUUAUGGCCGGUAAACGGACGAUUACUCGCUAGGCGCGUAGUAAAAGGCUGUGUCAAGUGCAGGCGACUUCAGGGUCAAACACUUCAUCCUCUAAUGGGAAACCUUCCCACGCAACGAGUCACGCCAGCAUUUCCGUUCGAAUCAGUGGGAAUAGAUUUUGCAGGCCCAUUUUCAAUACUUAGCAGGAAAGGACGAGGCGCAAAAACUUCUAAAUGUUACUUGUGCUUGUUUAUAUGUCUAAGAUUCAAAUGCAUUCAUUUAGAAGCUGUAAGCGAACUAUCAAAGGAAGCUUUUAUUUUAUCCCUUCGUCGUUUCAUUAGCCGUAGGGGGAAACCUCUAGAGAUUUUGUGUGACAAUCGAAGAAACUUUGUUGCUGCAUCCAAAGAAGUAGGUCAAUUUUUAAAGACAAAUUCAGCGCCCCUAUCUGACUUUGCAACCAAUGAAUCAAUAAAGUUCAAAUUUAUACCAGCUUACGCUCCACACUUUGCUGGUUACUGGGAAGCCGGCAUAAAAUCGGCUAAAUAUCACAUAAAAAGAGUCAUGGGAAACACUAAUUUAACUUUCGAAGAGCUAUGCACUCUCUUCGCACAAAUUGAGGCUAUCCUCAAUAGCCGACCCCUGUCUCCCAUGUCUUCCUCUCCUACAGAUCUCCUUUCUCUCUCCCCAGGGCAUUUCCUGAUUGGCCGACCACUAAGAUCACUGCCGUCACCCUACGUGGAAGAACAAAACAUCAGUCCACUACGGCGCUACGCCAGACUCGAGCAGAUCCGCCAACACUUCUGGCAACGAUGGCAGCGAGAGUACAUCAGCGAACUACAGCAACGUUCCAAGUGGCGAACCAAUCACUCCAGCCUACAGAUCGGAGACCUUGUCCUGAUCCAAGAAGACAACACAUCACCUCUGAACUGGGCACUUGGCAGAGUGUCACGUCUCUAUCCCGGCGCUGAUGGCAUCUCUCGAGUCGCUGAUCUCGAGACUCUGAAGGGUCGCAUCCGAAGACCGUUUGCCAGACUCUGUCCACUCCCAAAGGGCGACGAUGACCAGAUUUCUUGAAGAACGAAUCUUCAAGCGCGGGGACUAUGUUCACGCCAAUUCUACAUAUGCGUGAGACGGAACGCGCCACCUCCUCCUGCCCUCUGAUGACGUCACGAAGCCUAUAUAAGCGGGCCCCGCGAUGCCCCGCUCCUUUUUUACUUACGCUAAUCAUACUUACUCGUAUAUCUAUCAUUGUAAAUAUUGGUCUAAAAAUACAAGUAUAAAAACGUUUUCGAGGUUUUAAUUAAAAUCCAAAAUAGGGAAAAGUUAGUUAGGACCUCCAUAUGUCUCGCUCAAUAGCGUGGACAUCGU